UCACUCACCGCUGUCACCACCGCCAUCUAAAUCCAAAAGGUCUCCUCAGUCUUCGUUGCCGUCGCCUUGAAAACAUGAAAGCAGCAUAGAGAAAAGAAAAAAGGGUUGCAUCGACAAAAUUUCGCCUAAUUUCGUGUCUUCAAGUGGUGGCCCCUUGGAGGACUGUUCCGGUUUUUGUUCCGAGCCAACAGCGACCCAUUUGUUCCGGAGGAAAGCCCGUGGAUGUGGAUUAAAACGGUUCCUCAUAGGCAGUGAGUGUGAGUCUCAAAGGAUUGUCACAAUCGCCCCCGUAGGAAACUCCCAUUGUGAUAAGCAGAAGCCGAAACGAAAAUUCGCCCGCUGUUGGUUUGAGAGCGAUAGUUAAAGGUUGGGAAUCGAUAAGACUGAACCAUCAUAACGCAAACCGAGGAAUCGAAGGGAAAAGCACACACAUUGCAGAAAGUGGGCAGCAGGAGGUGCAAACAGAACCAACUCCUUAUCGUACGUGCAUUCGUGUUUUCAGGGCCCGUUCAGACUCCGAAAAGCCUUCAAAAUAGAUAGAUCACAAAUGCCCAGAGGCAAACGCCGGUCUGCAGCGGAGAUGGGACCCAGCGAAGACGACCGACACUCGUCCAAGAGACAGAGGAACGCCUAUCAAACCAGUCAGAGCUCUCGGCGAUACAAUAAAGUAGACGAUGCAUUCAGUCAAAAGCGAUGUCUGACCUGGUUCCACGAAUACACAACGCCAGACGAUCCGAAUACGUUAGGUCCGGAGGGUAUGGAAAAGUUCUGCGAAGAUAUUGGCGUUGAACCGGAAAACGUUGCGAUGCUGGUGCUGGCGUACAAAAUGGGUGCCCGCCAGAUGGGCUUCUUCACACAGAGCGAGUGGCUGAAAGGGCUGACGGAUCUGCAGUGCGAUACGGCCGGCAAAGUACAGUGCAAGCUCGACUACCUGCGCAAUCUACUGAACGAUCCGAACGCGUUCAAAACCAUCUACAGAUACGCGUACGAUUUCGCUAGGGAUAAAGAUCAGCGCAGUAUGGACAUUGAGACGGCGAAAGCGAUGCUGCAGUUACUGCUCGGCAAGCACUGGCCCCUCUAUGCACAAUUCGCUCAGUUUCUCGAGCAGUCCAAGUACAAAGUGAUCAACAAGGAUCAGUGGUGUAACAUCCUCGAGUUUUCCCGUACUAUUUCAAAUGAUCUAACCAACUACGACGUGGACGGAGCAUGGCCUGUGAUGUUGGACGAAUUCGUCGAGUGGUUAAGACUGCUGCGAUCACAGUCGACGAUUAGCUGAGGAAUGUAUUAUUAAUGCGGAGGGCACAGACACUUUCGGUGGCCAUCUGCAGCUCCACACACACACAUAACACAAACAAUCCAGCAACAUUGCACAGGCAACACAAUAAAUACGGCUUCGUCACCCGCAUGCAGCCGCCAAAUCAGCAACAAUGCAACAUAAUUGGAUGCUUUUGAAUUCACAGGCCAGUCGCGAUCAUCCACACACAUCCCCCUCCCUUCCCCCAAAAUAGUCCCAAUAAUCGAUAAAACGUCUCCAACUAAUCCACCACAAACUGGUCGCAAAAUGACGAAGCACUCAAACAUGGGAUGAAACAAGACAACCCACGCAAAUUCUCUUAGUUUAAUUUGUAUCUUCGUUUCUUUAUUUCUCAAAGAAAAUAAUAAUAAUGAAACGUGAAAUGUACGAGUUCAGCUCUUUUAAUGUGUUUCCCACUUUACUAUUUUAUUCGGUCAUCAAGGCUUUCGUUUAUCCCCGUUUCUUGGGUUUAAACCAUUAUCUUUUAAUUUAGUAAACCAAAUAAACACCACAAAAUCAUAACAAAUAAGAAGUGAAGAGCGGAGGAGACGGAAUGAGCAGCUACAGUAGGUUCAACCGGAAAACAGAAAUAUUCAGAAGAAUAUAUCACGUACUAAAACUACCUAAAAACUAUACUUUGGAAAACAUAAAAAUACUUAUCACAAAAAAUACAAAAACAAAAAGUAACACGAUAAAUGCAGCAUACAUAAAUAAUAAUCAUUUAGGACUCUCCCUUUACGGCUAAUACAAAACAAAAGAAUACAUGUUACUCUGGAUAAUAAUUCACAAAAAGAUAGCAACACAAACGAAAUUUAAAAAAGGUAGAAAAGAACACUAGUAUAGAGCGAACACAACAACAAAUAAAACGGGAACCGAACAAGCUGAGAACCUAUGGCGAAAGUUUCAAAAGUGACGGCGACUUUAAGUGAUCAGGGCCACUGUAUUUUAAACAUCAUUCAUGAAAUUCGGCACGACAACAAAAGUGAGACGGGAAACAUCUCUGUAAGGUUAGAAAAAAAAAAUACGGAGAACAAAAUUUGGUAAAAUAAAGUCGAAUAAACUAUGCUAGGAUUAUUUUUCACAUGAA
Messenger RNA from Aedes aegypti (yellow fever mosquito), 2381 nucleotides. RefSeq names its product DCN1-like protein 4 (gene SCCRO4). Gene Ontology annotation, molecular function: ubiquitin conjugating enzyme binding; cullin family protein binding; ubiquitin-like protein binding. Gene Ontology annotation, biological process: positive regulation of ubiquitin-protein transferase activity; protein neddylation. Gene Ontology annotation, cellular component: ubiquitin ligase complex. The coding region runs from base 548 to 1276 and encodes 242 amino acids. The record is from RefSeq and is a predicted model, not a curated record. The transcript has 6 exons. NCBI's taxonomy places the organism in Eukaryota, Metazoa, Arthropoda, Insecta, Diptera, Culicidae.